AUGUACUAUCAACUUUUUCUUUGCACAGUUGCAAUUUUUGGAAGUAUAUCCACAUCGCACUCAGAUCCUCUAAACCAAAGGGCAAAAGAAGAACAAGCUCUACCAAGAGAUACCUCUAUAUCAGCAUCAGACGAUUAUGAUCACUUGGAACUGCUGAAACUAACAGAAUUCCGCCAAAGACACAGAAAAACUAUAAAUGGAGCUCUCUGUGCUGCAGCUUUCAUCAGAAAUGGUAAUAAAUUCACCGAUUGUACCGUAACAGAAGCUCCGGAUGGAUCUGUCGGAAGGGAAUGGUGUUAUGUAGAAGUUCAAUUAAUAGGAACAGGGGCUAGGGACUGGGAUUUUUGCGCUGGAGUCGUUGAUUAUGACGUACUGAGAGAUAAGGCAGAAUCCUUGUCCCGAUUAAGAGCUAUGGAGUUGGAAUAUGCUGUAAGGAGUUUGGCGACUGAGGAAAAGCGCUUAGACGGAACGGUGUCAAAAUUCGAUGAAGUCUGUGGAAACGAAGGAUCAAAUCUGAGUCCAGAAAUCUCUCGUAUAGAGAUAGCUAUAAGAGGUAUAGAAAGAGCUGUAGAUCAGCUAAAGGUUAACAGUGCUUCGUUGGGAACACUGGCAAACCAUUUACACACUUUGGAAGAUGAAGUUGCUGCCUCCAGAAAGAGCGCUAUAAACAAUAGGAAGAACUGUUCAAUAAUUCGCGGCUAUGAUGAAUAUGAUAAAGAACCAGAUGGUUUAAGGGCAAGUUAUUAUGAUAAUCCUUAUUUCCGUGGAUAUCCUCAAGGUUUUAUGGAUCACCCUAAUAUAAAUAUUAUUUGGGAAGACUUUGUUCCUAUUUCUGGAAUACCACAUGAAUCCUUUUCAGUUCGUAUAGAGGGAUAUUUGAGGAUACCUACAACUGAUGUCUACACAUUUUAUUUGAAAAGUGACUGUAAUAUACGAUUUUUUAUGGACGAUGAAGUCAUAAUGUCUCAAGGGUUGGAUCCAAACUCUGAUGGAGCUUUGGGGCCUAUUGUUACACUUCCUCUUGAUGGAAGGAAAACCACGAAUGUAUUUUUAAAAUCUAACCCUGUUCACUUAACUGGUGGUAAAAGAUACCCUAUAAUUUUGGAGUAUUCACAUCAGAAAGUUUUGAAGUAUUUUAACUCUGAUAUCGCAAAGAUUAUCUUAAGUUGGUCAUCCGUAAAUAGAGAUGAAGAGGUUAUUCCACCAGAAUGCUUUUUUAAAGGAUCUGGCCAAAGCAAUUCCGUUACAGUUAGUGGUCUAAAAGGGGAAUAUUAUACACUAGCUAUAUUGGAGAAUGGUGCCCAGGCAUUUCAUGGUACACCUUACUUUUUAAUAGCAGAUGUGCCAACCAAACUAGUUGGUACUCGUAUGAUCAGAAUGCCAACAAAACCACCAGAACCUACAAUUUCAUGUUUUAUCUCAAACGAUGCAUUCUUUUAUGUAGCGAUCCCAACCAAUAGUCCAUAUAUCCCUACUACAGAGGAUGGAACUCCCUUUGAAAAAACUAGUGAUCUAAUAUCUGUGUAUGGAGUUGGAAAUUAUUGUACUACUGCAACAACACAAAAUGAAUUCACACUCUAUCUAAAACGUUACAACAAGGGAAAUGUAACCAUUAACAUUCCUUAUAUCACCUCAGCUAUAGUGUUUAUAACUCCUUCCAUUGUUAACGGUAUUUGCAGAGGAGACAUUUCUGUGCUGCGUUUCAAACCUACUGACAAAUGUGUAGCAUCUUCAUACAAUAGUGAUUCUAAUACAUGUGAGAAUGGAUUUGGAAAUGGAACUGAAGAUGAGGAUGCCAAUGGGUGGAUAACUAAAAACGGGAACACAACCGGAGAAUUUAUAACUAGGUGGUUUGAAGAAAUGAUCGAACUAAGGUACUUCCAUUUCAAACCAAAAGGUGCCUUGAAAGCUACAACGGUUACAUUCACUUUUCCCGAUGGUUCCAGUGAAGACUUUGAUUUAAGUGACCAACUACGCUACGAAUUCGGUACAUACAGGAUGGUAGAUCAGUUGCGUAUUGAAAUUAAAAAUGUAGAAGAGAUUGAAGAAGCUGAAAGUACCACGGGUGGGAUCUUUACAUUGUUUGGUAUAGAGUGUAAGGAUUUGUAUUCUAAUACCACAGAUCAGCCAUCUUCUAUUGACAUUUCCUUCUGUGCAGAUGGAACGUGUAAUAAUGGAUCUAAUGUCUCGAUUGUUGAUUCAGGAGCAACUCAGAGCGUACAUCAUGGUUUAUAUUACGGAUGGGAUAAAAGAGCAAAAUCAGAUCAGUGCUCGUAUAAUACUGAUGUUACGGCAGAAAAGGUGCUGCAAAAUAUGAAUGGACUCUUGUUAUAUGAUAAUAAAUGGUCCGUUGAUGCUCCUUCCCAUGGAAAAUAUAGAAUUAAAAUUACAGUUGCAAACCUGUGUAAUGAUAGUCCUAACACAACCCUCACGAUAAAUGGGUACAGCGUUCUAUCGGGAGAAAGACUAGAUCGUGGCCAAACGCUAACGGUAGGUCUCUAUAUACCAUGA
This is a messenger RNA of Theileria equi strain WA, 2511 nucleotides long. RefSeq lists its product as hypothetical. Bases 1 to 2511 code for a protein of 836 amino acids. The record is from RefSeq and is a predicted model, not a curated record. Lineage: Eukaryota; Apicomplexa; Aconoidasida; Piroplasmida; Theileriidae. The transcript has 6 exons.